AUGAUUAACAAGUUCGACUACAAACCAAGACAAAAGUCGGUCCCAACUGUUGUACAGGUUACAUUUUCACCACAGAGAAAGUGUGUGAGAAGAAUUAUUUUUCCGGACUAUAUACAUCUAAAUAUUUUUAACACCAGUCAUGGCUCUGACCGACGCUGACGUACAAAAACAGAUCAAGCACAUGAUGGCCUUCAUUGAGCAAGAGGCCAGUGAGAAAGUAGAGGAAAUCGAUGCAAAGGCAGAGGAGGAGUUCAAUAUUGAGAAAGGUCGUUUGGUGCAGACUCAGCGAGUAAAAAUCAUGGAUUACUUCGAGAAGAAAGAAAAACAAAUUGACCAGCACAAGAAAAUCCAGAUGUCUAAUCUGAAGAACCAAGGGAGACUUAAGGUGCUGAAAACCCGAGACGACAUGAUCACGGACUUGUUGCACGAGGCUCGCCAAAGACUUGCAGAGGUCACUAAAGAUGCCGACAGCUACUCCAAGCUGUUGGAGUGUCUGGUGCUUCAGGGAUUGUAUCAACUGCUUGAGCCUAAAGUAACCAUUCGCUGCCGACAGCAGGAUGUAGAAAUGGUCCAGGCUGCUGUUAACAGAAACAUCCCCAUCUACCAGGAGGCAGUGAAGAGCAAAAUAACAGUCAGGAUUGAUCAGGAUCGCUUCCUUCCGUCUGACAUCUGUGGUGGAAUUGAAGCAUAUAACGAAAAUGGGAAAAUCAAGGUUUCCAACACUUUGGAGAGCAGGUUGGAACUUCUAGCUCAACAGAUGAUGCCUGAAAUCCGAGUGACGUUGUUUGGCCCCAACCCGAACCGCAGGUUCAUGGAUUAAAUGUUUCUGACUAGAUCCGAGUGAACACAUAACCACAUCCCCAGGCUUCAGAGGGAGCGUUCAGUGGGCUGUUGAUGUCUGAACACUAGCAUGCUGAGUAAUAAUUACACAAGUGCUCUUUUUAUGUUUAAGUGCUGAUUGUCUCCCAGCUAAAUAGAUGGAAAACGACUUUAUAUUGCAGAAGGAUUGCAGGAUUGUCUCUAAAGUAAAAAGAGGUUACAUACCAAAGAUACCUUUACAUGCUUGCUCUUGCUAUUGCUGUGUAAUAAAUUCAGCUAAAGUUGGUGCAGCUGGUCGCGGGAGUGAAGCUUCAUGUUGUUGGAAAGCUUUUGACGUCUGAAAAGGCAAAAAUAAACCGAUAACACAAAUAA
Molecule: messenger RNA, 1191 nt
Organism: Nothobranchius furzeri (turquoise killifish)
Lineage: Eukaryota; Metazoa; Chordata; Actinopteri; Cyprinodontiformes; Nothobranchiidae
Gene: atp6v1e1a
Product: ATPase H+ transporting V1 subunit E1a
Biological process (GO): proton transmembrane transport
Cellular component (GO): proton-transporting two-sector ATPase complex, catalytic domain
Molecular function (GO): proton-transporting ATPase activity, rotational mechanism
Source: RefSeq, a predicted model, not a curated record